Messenger RNA from Erythranthe guttata (spotted monkey flower), 1220 nucleotides. Its product is annotated as putative membrane-associated kinase regulator 2. Gene Ontology annotation, cellular component: plasma membrane. NCBI's taxonomy places the organism in Eukaryota, Viridiplantae, Streptophyta, Magnoliopsida, Lamiales, Phrymaceae. The record is from RefSeq and is a predicted model, not a curated record.
UCUCUCUCUCUCUCCUAUAUUAGCUUUAAUUUAUUUUCUUUGCUUAUAUAUCUCCCCCAUACUAAUUACUAUACUGGCUUUACCAACAAUGGAAGCCUUCGCUUUACUCAAAUACUGGCGUCCCAUUGGCGGCGGCGACGCCACCCACUCGACCGGAGACACCACUUUCAAUCCACGCGCCACCAGGAACACCACCACCGCCGUCCUCUUCUCCGAAGAAGAUCCCUACUUUGACCUGGAAUUCACACCACCGACCGACUACGACACCGGAGAAGCCGCCGGAGAUAGCCCAGCAGAAACUGAAAGUGGGUCCAGCGCCGCCGCCGCCGCCGCCGCUGAUGAAGAAUUAUCAGAUCACGAAAAUAGCGACGAAGAAGAAGAAGAAAAUGAGGUGAAGUACGCUAUCACAAGCGACGAAAGAAAUGUGAUAAUCUCUCCUUCCAGCAUUAUUAAUAUUUCAGAAGAGAACACCAAAUUGCCUGCUUCGUUGCUAAAAUCAGCGACUAAAUUUCGAGUUUUGUUGCUAAAACUCAAGAAAACAAAAUCUUUCAACAGAUCCGAGGAAAAAACAGUGGUUGGUAAUAAUAAUAAUUUGUUUCUUGAGUUCGACGUUGAUGAAGACAAAGGCCCGUUAAUUUCUCUGUUUGCAAGAGAUAAUAAUUCGAAAGAUUUAUCAAAUGAGAGAAAUUUGGUGCAGAAGUACUUGAAAAUGAUCAAGCCUAAGGUGAAGUUUUCCGGCGAGGCGACCGGAGGAUGUCGUAGUUCCGACGGUGCCGGCGGUGUUUCUCAGCUGCCGGAGGUGGGGAGUAAUGCGAAGAGUCAUCAUCAGAAGCGAGGGGUGGAAGUGGUGCGUAAGCACUUGGGGAAAAGCAGGUCGAGUUCCGCCAUGUUGGCGGCGGCGCCGCCGCCGGGGUCCGACCGCCGCCGUGAUGACUCGCUGUUGCAGCAGGAGGACGGGAUUCAAGGGGCCAUUCUGCAUUGCAAGAGAUCAUUCAAUGCCACUAGAGAUGGAGAAUCCGCUUUACUAUCUCGCUCAGUUAGUGAUCCAUCCUGUUCCUAAGUAUGUAAUUAGGCUCAUCGUUUUCUCUUGCUUCAACAUCAUUAAUAUAUUUAAUUAGGAUUAGUUGAGUUUGUCUCAUAUGACUUACGUCUAGUGAAUGUGUAACUUUUCUUAUGAUCUGCAAAUUAGUGUACGUAAGUAAAGUUUAUCCGAUGCACCC